AUGGCAUACGAAAGACUAUACAACUAUGCCGUGAAUGCGAUUGCAGAUAUUCUACCGAUUGAUAAGGACCAGUGUAAAGAGAUGGUCACAUAUGCAUUGUCCAUACCGUCCGAUCACGAGCUAGAGUCCCAUUUUCUCGACUUCCUAGGACCGAGUGAUGCCACAUUCAGCUUGAUCCACGAGUUCAAGAGACUAAGAAAGGAGGAUGAGAAAAAGAUGGAGGAUGAGGCGAGACUUGCUGAAAUAAGGGAGGAGAAGGCCAAAGAAAGAGCUGCAGCCAACAACAAGAACGGUAAGAACGCAUGGAACAAAGCACCAGAACAGAAACCAGCUUCUGGAUCGAGACUCAAGAACAAUAAGACAUCAGUGAUGACUUCUGAGCUUGCUGACAGUAAGCCCUCGAACAAACUAAGUCCUGCUACAGUUAAGAAGACGAAGAAGAAGAACCUUGAUAAUCUCAAAGACAUCGAGGCGGCGCUUAACGAUCUUGAAGUGGAGAGAACCUCAGCCGAACUUGAUCUUUCCAGUUCAACAGUCCGCCGCAAAUGUAACUGCAUGGCCACAAGACACCCUCUUUUCGAGGUGGCUCCGAACUGCCUCAACUGUGGUAAGAUCAUUUGCUCGAAGGAGGGUUUGCAACCUUGUUCAUUUUGUGGACGUGAGCUUCUAUCAGCAAAAGAAAAGAAUGAAAUUGUGAAGAUCUUGAGGUCCGAAAAGGAUUUAUUAGAUGCGAAGAAAGAAAAGCCUACAGACAAAGCCGUCCAGUCUCAGCCUUCUCACAUGAAGCCAAAGAAGGGAAUCAAGGUUUCUGUAGGUACGGGCGAAAACCUUUGGAAGGCACAGGAGGCCGCUUUGAAGAGGGCAGACGAGGAGAGAAAGAAACUUAACAAGCUAAAGGAAGAGGAUGAGCAAAAGCAAAGAGAGCUCGCCGACCAGAUAAAGGAGCUCGAGCACUAUGAGAAGACAAAAGACGUUAAUCCGGACCUUCUUAUGGCACAAGAACGACUCGACACAUUGCUUAACUUUCAAGCCACAGGUGCUGAGAGAACAAGAAUCAUAGACAAUGCAGCGGAUUUUGAAAUGCCCCUGCAAUCGAGCGGCAGCAUGUGGCUUUCACCUGUCGAGAGGGCUCUUCAGCUCAAGAAGCAACAGAAACAGCAAAGAAAACACGAGGAACAGAAGAAGCAAAGAACAGGCCGCACGAAGAAGGUCGUGGAGAUGGUGAUAAAGGAUGGUAAGGUCAAGAUGGUGGAGAAGCACGUAGAGGCGGAGACCACUGAAGAUGACGACGAGAUAAAAGAUUUACAAGAAGAAAUCCAACAAGAAAAGAUAGACCAAGAACUUACUCUUGCAAAGAAUACUUGGGACUACGAGAAUGAUGCUCAGAAGUGGGCAAAACCAGUCUAUGUCAGCAGCGGGUCUUCCACGACAGAGACAACAGCACAGUCUUUACCCAAACAUUCCAAAGUCCAGUUCGGUGAGGGCCUUGAUAAUGAUGAAUUAGUUGUUGCCAUUCCUUCGUAA
Molecule: messenger RNA, 1524 nt
Organism: Candidozyma duobushaemuli
Lineage: Eukaryota; Fungi; Ascomycota; Pichiomycetes; Serinales; Metschnikowiaceae
Exons: 1
Coding region: 1-1524 (507 amino acids)
Biological process (GO): regulation of DNA-templated transcription
Cellular component (GO): nucleus
Molecular function (GO): zinc ion binding
Source: RefSeq, a predicted model, not a curated record